Globicephala melas (long-finned pilot whale) is the source of this 6198-nucleotide messenger RNA. NCBI's taxonomy places the organism in Eukaryota, Metazoa, Chordata, Mammalia, Artiodactyla, Delphinidae. The record is from RefSeq and is a predicted model, not a curated record.
AUGUGGGAUCUUCCCGGACCGGGGCACGAGCCCAUCCCCUGCAUCGGCAGGCGGACUCUCAACCACUGCGCCACCAGGGAAGCCCUACAAAUCUAAACUUUUAACAAUAAUUAUUCCAACCACCUCUGCGCCCAACAUCACUCUCCUCCACUCUCCAUGCCUCCUUUCCUUUAUCCUUCAUCCAGUGGAGCUAUUGAGUGUUUUUGCUUCACAUGAAUCCCAGAGAAAUAGGUGUCAAGGAAUAGUCCUAAUAUAUAAGAAAAAUAAGACCUGACAAAUGAACAAAGGACUUGAACUAAAGGAGAAAUACUAGUAACACACAAAUAUGAGAAAAGUUAACUUAAAAGUUAAUCAAGUAAUUGCAAAGGAAGUAAGAGAUCACAAACACUUAAAAUAUCACAUUACCCGGUAUUGGGGAGGCUGUGAUGAAACAGGCACUUAACACUGCUGCAGGGUAUAAGGCACAGCAUUUCUGGAAAGCCGUUUGAUAAGAUGUAGCAAGUAUUCAUGCUCCUAAGCUGGGAAUUACAUUUCCAGGAAUUUACCAUACAUAAUAAUAAAAAAUUGAGACACAGGUUGAGGUAUGGAGGUAUUCAUCAUAGUAUUACUUAUAAUACAAAAGGCUGGAUGCAACUUAAACGAUCAGUAGUAGGGGAAUGGAUAAAUAACAUGUUGGGAUAUAAUAGAUUAAAAUUUUAAGGAGAUUUUAACAUGUUAGGGAAAAUAUUUGUGAUAAAAUGUCGUUAGAAAAAAUAUAAAAUUGAAUAUACAGUAUUUCAAUUUUAAAAUUUUAUAUGUAAUAUACAUAGAAAAAAAGAUGGAAGGAAACAUGCCAGCAUGGUAGCUCUAUGUGGCAGAAUGCUAAUGACUAUUAUGUUUCGCUUCAUACUUUUUGAUAUUUUCAUAAUUUUGGGUUGGGGUGGGGAGACUUCCCUGGUGGUCCAUUGGUUAAGACUUCGCCUUCCAGUGCAGGGGGUGUGGGUUCAACCCCUGGUCGGGGAGCUAAGAUCUCACAUGCCUUGUGGCCAAAAAACAGAACAUAAAACAGAAGCAAUAUUGUAACAAACGGUCCACGUUUAAAAAAAAAAAUCGUAAAAACAAAAAAUUAAGAAAGGGAAUUCCCUGGUGGUCCAGUGGUUGGGACUCCAUGCUUUCACUGCUGAGGGCCCUGGUUCAAUCCCUGUUCGGGGAACUAGGAUCCCACAGGCCGCGUGUCAUGGCCAAGAAAAAAAAAUUUUGUAAGAAAAAGUAAGUAGUAAUUAAUGUGUUGUUAAUUUAUUUUCUGAAAUUCCUGUUUUACUUUGCUAAUUUUACUUUUUAUUUUUCAUUUGAUCUAUUACCAAAUAUUGUUUCCACUAAAUAGAAUUAUUUUAUAAACUUUAGCAGGUAAGAGAUGUACUGAAUGCUCGUAUUUUAUCCACUUUUGGACUUUCACUUAAAAAGUACAAAAGAUGGGAUGGAUAAAUGUUUCUUAAUGGACUCUAUUGGAAUUAUAGUGGUACAACAAAAUAGAAUACUCUUCUGGUAGAAAUAAAAAUAAAACUUGAUGAGACAUUGACUUAAGCUAAGCUUUGGCCAGAUGCUUAAUAUGGUUUUGUAUUUAAUUUUAAAUUUAGUGGGACAUUGAGAGAACCAGGAAAUGUUGUAGAAGUAAACUAAAAAAAUUAUAAUUAUUAAAAAGAUGUAACAAAGUAAACUAUUGCCAGGAUUAUUCAAGUCGGAGACAAAUUGGCUCCAGAGCCUUUUGAUACCCUGUAUGUCUGUGAAGGACUCUGUAGGUAGUGUGAGCUCAUUUUUCCCUGGCCCCACAGAAGACACCUGAAGCAAAAAAUGGAACAGAGUUCCAACUUGGUAUCCAUGGGACAAGUGAUCGAGAGCCCAUCUGGGUCAUGCCUGUGACGACCGACUCUGUUAGCAUGUGUGUGAAUUUUGUAAAUAACAGAGGCAAAAUGGCAAGAGUAGAGAAUUUUUAUUUCUCUUUUUUCAUCCACUUUAUCUUCUCCACAGUAUCUAUAGAAUGCAAAAGAUGUAUGUGCCUCUUUUGUGGGUAUGUUGGCAAAGUUACACAUAGUGUUUGGAAAUUACUAAAUCACAAUAUAAGAUAUAAGAAUGAGGAUUAAAAAAUUUGUGGUUUAUUCACAUAAUGAAUACUACUCGGCAAUAAGAAGGAAUAAACUAAUGAUACACACAACAAUAUGGAAGUAUCUCAAAAACAUUCUUGUGAAAUGAUUACACAAAUGAGUACAUACUUUCUGGAGUAAUGGUAAUUUUCUGUACGUUGAUAGGGGUUUGGAUUACAAGGGUGUAUGCAUUUGCCAAAACUCAGCAAGUGUAUACUUAAGAUUUGUGCAUUUCAUUUGUAUGUAAAUUUUACACCAAAUAUUGAACUCUAGUUAGUGAUACCCAUGGUCUAUUAAGGGGAAAUAUAUUGAUGAUUGUAGUUUACUUUGAAAUACAUAAAACAUAAGAUGAAUUGAUGAAUAGAUGUGUCAUAAAAGUAUAGUAAAAUGUUAAUGGUAGAAUCUAGGUGGUGGGUAUUUGGACGUUCACUAUAAAGUUCUUUCAACUUUAUUGUAUAUUUAAAAGUAUUCAUUAUAAAAUAUUGGGAAAAAAGAAUUAAAAUUUUAUUUCCUAAGGUUAUAUGGUAUUUAACAAGAUGAUAUUUUAAACAGUCUCCAUUUAUUGUAGGUUGAUGAUUUGCUUUCUGAGAGUCGAUUGAAAGGAGCUCUAGAAGCCAGUAAAAGACGAGAUAUUUACCAAAGAUGUAUCCAAUUAAAACAGGCAAUAGAUGAAAAUAAAAAUACUCUUCAAAAAUUAAGCAAAACUUAUAUUCUCUCAUAGGCUGAUGAACCUGCCCCUGUUGGGAGUUACAAUCAGAAGAAAGAGGAGGAACACAAUCUUUUGGAUAAGCUUACCCACCAACUGCAGGAACUUGCUGUGUCCAUAAGUAGAGAAAAUGUCACUGAGUGACCCUUGUCAAAGAAUUAUUUUUUGCAGAACUGGGGCGCUUACUGAAGGAGAGGACGAUGACAGUUCUGCUGAAGAAGAUGAAGAAGAAGAAGAAGAAGAAGAAGAAGAUGAAGAGGCCGCAAGUGGAGAAUACGUUGCUAUUGGAGAUUUUACGGCUCAGCAAGUCGGAGACCUUACAUUUAAGAAAGGGGAAAUUCUCCUUAUAAUUGAAAAAAACCCUGAUGGUUGGUGGAUGGCUAAGAAUGCCAAAGGAAACAAAGGUCUUAUUCCCAGAACGUACUUGGAGCCCUAUAAUAAAGAAGAAGGCCCGGAGUCUAGUGAAGAAGGCAGUGAAGAAGAUGUAGAGGUAGGGGAUGAAACGGCAGAAGGAACAGAAGUUAAACAAAGAACCGAUUCUCAUUGGAGUGCUGUCCGAAAAGCCAUCUCAGAGCAGAUUAACACCGUUGACGUACUGACCACGAUGGGAGCUAUUCCUGCCGGGUUCAGGCCUUCCACCCUCUUCCAGCUUCUGGAGGAAGGGAAUCAAUUUCGAGCAAGUUACUUCUUACAACCAGAGCUCACUACUUCACAACUGGCCUUCAAAGAUCUAAUGUGGGAUGCUAAAACGGGCUCUAUUAAGUCAAGACCAAGUCGUGUUUCCUUGAUUCUGACCCUCUGGAGCUGUAAGAUGAUUCCUCUUCCAGGAGUGAGCAUCCAGGUUCUGAGCAGACACGUGCGCUUCUGUCUGUUUGACGGCAAUAAGGUUCUGAGCAACAUUCAUACAGUCAGGGCCACAUGGCAACCUAAGAAACCCAAAACAUGGACCUUUUCUCCCCAGGUUACUGGCAUCUUGCCCUGCUUGCUUGAUGGUGACUGUUUCAUCAGGUCCAAUUCUUCUUCUCCAGAUCUUGGAAUAUUAUUUGAACUUGGAAUUUCUUAUAUUCACAAUUCAACUGGUGAGAGAGGAGAAUUAAGUUGUGGCUGGGUGUUUCUUAAACUUUUUGAUGCCAGUGGAAUUCCUAUUCCAGCAAAAACUUAUGAACUCUUCUUGAAUGGAGGUACCCCUUAUGAAAAAGGUGUUGAAGUGGACCCUUCAGUAUCCAGAAGAGCACAUGGUAGUGUUUUCCAUCAGAUGAUGACAGUGAGAAGGCAGCCUCAGCUUCUAGUAAAACUGAGAUCUUUGAACAGAAGAUCAAGGAACAUGCUAAGUCUACUGCCGGAAACAUUAAUUGGAAGUAUGUGCUCCGUUCAUUUGUUGAUAUUUUAUCGCCAGAUUCUUGGUGACGUGCUCCUGAAAGACAGGAUGAGCAUGCACAGUGCUGAUUUAAUUAGUAAUCCAGUGCUGGCCACCUUCCCCAAGCUCCUGGAGCAGCCCGACCUGAUGGAUGCGCUCAGGAGUUCCUGGGCUGAGAAAGAGAGUACCUUAAAAAGAUCAGAGAAGGCAACGUCCUCUGAUGGGUGUGUCGGGCAGGAGGUGAUAUUUGAAGGGCUGCGGGCACGGGCUGUGGAGCCAGGGCGCCAGGCAGUGGGUGAGAGCAUGGCCUCCCGCGACCCACCUCCCACCAGCUACACCCAGCCCGAAGUACCCUCGAGGAUCGCGCUGUUCCUCACCAUCCCCUACGCCUUCUUCUUGCCCGAGCUGAUAUUUGGGUGCUGGGUCUGGAUCCUGGUGGCCGCCACCCAGGUAGCAAACCCACUGCUACAAGGAUGGGUGAUGUACGUCUCACUCACCUCAUUCCUCAUCUCCCUGAUGUUCCUCUUGUCUUAUGUGUUCGGAUUUUACAAAAGAUUCGAGUCCUGGAAAAUCCUGGACAGCCUGUACCACGGGACCACUGGCAUCCUGUACAUGAGUGCCGCCGUCUUACAAGUACAUGCCACGAUCGUGUCUGAGACCCAGGACCUGAAAAACUACUACAUAAACACUGCAGCCUCGUUAUUUGCCUUCAUCACCUCCCUGCUCUACAUCCUCCACGCCUUCAGCAUCUAUUACCACUGAAGAAGCAGGGAGCUGGGCCGGCAUGGGAAAUGCUCUUCUAAAGCCUGGAGUAUCAGCUCCCCAAAGAGGUUUUCAACAUGUGCCAUCUGCGUGAUAAACAGAAGCUCAACGAUGACAUCACUGGAUCAACAGACCAUCUUUUCAGAACGAGUGAUGAAAUCGCAUGCUGGGCAGAUCUGUUCGGACAUUUUAAUUCAUUGUAAUGAAUAUGAAAAAGCUGGGAGGAGGGCUUUGUUGUUUUGUUUUGUUUUGUUUUGUUUUGCCUGGGAAAGUAACUGUCUCUUGGAAUUAUCUGACAAUGAACCUCGCUCUUCUAGAAAACUAACAUCUGUAAGCCCUCACUACUGAAAAUUCCAGGUCUACCAUCAUCAGGCCUGUUUGGGCCUCAGCAACGAGAUUCCCCACAGCAGGUCUAUGGGAACCUUCAUAAUUUUCUUAAAAUCGAAAUGGUGCUGUCAACGCUUUCAGAUCUGAAGACCCAUAGACCUUGUUCCUGUCCCGUGGUCCUGUCUCUGCUUCUCAGCAGUGGUCCAAACCCACUGCCCCCUCCCACGCUGCCCGACCCCCAUUCACAUGCCCUCCCCUUUCCUCCCCAGCUUUGGGAGCCAAGGGAAAUCUGUGUAAAAUCAGCUUUGAGGGUAGAUUUGUGGGGGAAAUAAGCGAUUGGUUCUAGAAAAUUUUUACACAGCAAGACCUGGGGGAGGGGAGGAGCGGUCAGGGAGGGAAGGGUGUAACCCGCUUCUCUGUAACUGUAAGUCAGGCCGCUCUGCUCAGAGAACUGCAGGGCUGCAGGACGCCUGGGUCAGGCCUCCGGACCCCACCCCCUAAGGACUGGGAGUCACCCUGUCCCUCAGAAAAGACCAUCAAGGAAGCCGGCAGGACGUUACAUGCCAGGAUUCUCCUCUGGGCUCCUGUCACACGUGGGACACCGAUGAGGCCGGAAAGGACCCAUCCCAGGGUUCCUACUGUUUCCCAUGCAUCCCUGAGUGGUCCAGCUGGGAGGGGCCUGGAACCACCCAGCCAGCCUCCUGCAGUGAAGGGCUCCCAGGGGCCAGGACAUGCAAAUGCAUUUGCACUUCGGGGCCAUUCUCAAAGAAAAGGCACAGAGAAGUGUACAAUCGAGGUGCUGGAUUCCCAAGUAAAUGUUUUUCAAAAGUAGGCGUGCCAUCUGGCGUUUCUGUCCCUGUGCUGGGGUUCCAGCUGCUUGGCCUCAAUCUCUAACGUUGAGUCAGGGCUCAGCCCCUUAACUGCGU